Messenger RNA from Nymphalis io (European peacock), 3020 nucleotides. Its product is annotated as GMP reductase 1-like. Gene Ontology annotation, biological process: nucleotide metabolic process. Gene Ontology annotation, cellular component: GMP reductase complex. The record is from RefSeq and is a predicted model, not a curated record. NCBI's taxonomy places the organism in Eukaryota, Metazoa, Arthropoda, Insecta, Lepidoptera, Nymphalidae. The transcript has 8 exons. Gene Ontology annotation, molecular function: GMP reductase activity. The coding region runs from base 98 to 1138 and encodes 346 amino acids.
CGAGCAGUUCAGUCGAUACCGCGCGCGGGAAGACGCGUCGUCCAUUGUGGAUUUUACUUUUUUAAUUUACAUAUAAACUUGAGUGAUAGUGAUAAUAAUGCCAAACAUUAUAAAUGAGGUUAAAUUAGACUUUAAGGAUGUACUCUUACGGCCAAAAAGGAGCACUCUAAAAAGCAGAAACGAUGUGGACAUGUACCGAGAAAUAACAUUCCGCAACUCCGGUCAAACGUACCGGGGAGUCCCCGUUAUGGCGAGCAAUAUGGACACCGUCGGCACUUUUGAAAUGGCGAAGGAAUUGUCAAAGCACGGUUUAUUCACAUGCAUCCAUAAAUAUUACUCGGUCGACCAAUGGAAGAAGUUCGCGGAAGAAAAUCCUGAAUGCUUGGAACAAAUGGCGGCGAGUUCGGGCACAGCUGAAGUGGACUUCGAACGUCUAUCUGAAAUCCUGAACACCGUUAAGGAUCUCAAAUUCAUCUGUCUGGACGUAGCGAACGGGUACUCUCAGCACUUUGUCGAAUAUCUGAGGAAAGUGCGCGCCGCGUUUCCAACUCACACCAUUAUUGCUGGUAAUGUCGUCACCGGUGAGAUGGUUGAAGAGUUAAUAUUGUCAGGAGCCGAUAUUAUUAAGGUGGGAAUAGGUCCGGGAUCGGUUUGCACGACUCGAAUAAAGACCGGCGUGGGGUACCCGCAGCUGUCAGCUGUCAUCGAGUGCGCAGACGCAGCUCACGGACUUAAAGGACAUAUUAUUUCGGACGGCGGCUGCACGUGUCCGGGCGACGUUGCCAAGGCGUUCGGCGCGGGUGCGGACUUCGUGAUGGCGGGGGGUAUGUUCGCGGGGCACGACCAGUGCGGGGGGGAGGUGGUCACUAAGCCCGACGGGAAAAAGGUCAAGCUGUUCUACGGGAUGUCCUCGUCGACCGCCAUGUUGAAACACUCGGGCGGGGUUGCGGAUUACCGAUCUUCUGAAGGAAAAACAGUAGAAGUGGAAUACCGAGGAAAUGUAGAAAUGACAGUCAAGGAUAUCCUGGGCGGUCUCCGGUCAGCCUGCACGUAUGUGGGCGCGGCUAGGCUAAGGGAACUCCCGAGGCGAGCCACCUUCAUCAGGUGCUGUAGGCAGGCGAACGACGUCUUCUCUUAACUCAUACUAGCCUGAUACUCGGAUGAGCUGGACGUGAUGAAAUUUUAAAUAUCGAAUACGGAUGGAAUGAAGAUUAUUUCGAAAUUAGAUAGCCAUGUAAAAAAUAUAUGCUGACAUCAUCCAUAUAUGCUAAUUAAAAUAUACAAAAAGUAUGUAUAUAAACUGGUCCUUUUGAUUUUUAAGUCAACAUGAUGACCGUUUUUAUUUACAAGUCUGAAGUUUCUACUGAAAUUCAUUAAGCGAUAAAAAUAUUAAUUUAAAAAAUAUACAUUUAAUAAUAUUGUGCCUAAUUUUAUUAUAAGUGACAUAUUACCAAAAAAAAAAAUUGUAGUAAUUUUGUUUCACAACCACUUUUUCAUAUUCAUUACUGGUGGUAGGGCUUUGUGCAAGCUCGUCUGGGUAGGUACCACCCACUCAUCAGAUAUUCUACCGCAAAACAGCAAUACUUGAUAUUGUUGUGUUCCGGUUUGAAGGGUGAGUGAGCCAGUGUAAUUACAGGCACAAGGGACAUAAAAUCUUAGUUCCCAAGGUUGGUGGCGCAUUGGCUAUAAGCGAUGGUUGACAUUUCUUACAAUGCCAAUGUCUAAGGGCGUUUGGUGACCACUUACCAUCAGGUGGCCCAUAUGCUCGUCCACCUUCCUAUUCUAUAAAAAAAAAAAAUAUAUGAAUAACAAAUUCCAACAAAAUUGUCACGUGACAUUCUUGUCAAUUUCCUGACGUUAGAGGUAUAUUAUCACACUUUUCUAUUAAAAUCACAAUUUUAAAAUUCUAUAUACUUGCUAUAUACGCUUAAAUAUUAUAUUUCUUGUAAUAAUAUUAUAUCAAUGAAUUGUAAUAAAAAAUAUUUAAAAUUUUCAACGUAUUUUCAAUACAGCUUAUCGUAUAGUUAUACGAAUAUUAAAAAAAAAUCGCACUUGUAAUUAAAAAAAUUAUACCAUAUAAUAAUAAUGCGAAUACAAAUUUUUAAACUUUAUCGAGCACUUUGAAUCGUAAUUUUAGAGCCAUUUUGACAUGAAGAUUGAAGCUUGGAUCAUCACUAUAUCGAAUUGUUCGAAAAAAAUUUGAAAAUGUAUCCAAAAAAAUCACCAAUAUUUUCUUAAAUAUUAAACCAUUAUUGUUUACUGCAAAACUAGUAGAAAAAAUAAUUUAUUUAUAAUACGUAACACUUUUGUGACAAUUAUUGAAAUGUUGAGAGUUUUUCUGUGUAAUGCCUAUCAAAGAGAAUAAAGGAUGUUAGGAAUAUGUCAAAAAAGUACAAUUGUCUAUGGAUUCAUCCUAAUAUACUGGAUUAGAUAGCAUUGACAGUACGCCACUAGGCUACGUGUUAUUUGGGAUACAAGAAUUCUUUGACAGAAGUGUACAUUUCAAACAAAUACUGUCAACGUAUUACGUGACUUUCUUAAAAUAGUGACUACUGAUCUACUGAAAGUUUCAAUAACUUGUACUCUUUUGAAACUUUUAAGCCAAAGUUGUCUGGGUAAAUCCAUAAUGAAUAUCAUAGAGUAUUCAAGACCUCGACCAAUGAUAUCGCCUCAAUUUGGUGUAAAACUUGUUUAUUUGGGUUUAUUCCUCUUGUAGUUAUAGUCUAUGAACAAAGGUUAUUACAAAUUAAGCUUUCAAUCUGGAAAAAUAUGCCAUGCUGUUUUAGAAUAUAAAUUUAUCAAAAAUAAUGUAUGAAGUAUUAAUUAAUCAAUAAUUUUAUUAAUUGUAUUUAUUUUGUGUUAAUUUAUAAAUAAUCACUCGUAUGUAUUUUGUUUGUUUUUUUAUAAUUUAUUGAUUAAGCACAAAUGAGGCACAUUUUAUUUUUAUAUAAAAUAUUCACUCUUUUAAUUUUAAGAUUUAUUUAAUAUAUGUCUGAUUAAAUUCCUCUAUUAAAAGACAA